Molecule: messenger RNA, 1226 nt
Organism: Ipomoea nil (Japanese morning glory)
Lineage: Eukaryota; Viridiplantae; Streptophyta; Magnoliopsida; Solanales; Convolvulaceae
Product: thioredoxin-like protein CDSP32, chloroplastic
Exons: 1
Coding region: 220-1137 (305 amino acids)
Molecular function (GO): oxidoreductase activity, acting on a sulfur group of donors, disulfide as acceptor
Source: RefSeq, a predicted model, not a curated record
AAAGUGUAGCCAAUAUGUGGAUAAUAUUAUCCAGAGAUAACGUGUGGAUAUCGUCCCAGAUCUCCUCAACCUCAUCGCUACCGUUCAAAUGCUCUUUCUUUCUUCUUUUAGCUUAAGCUUGCCGGCAAUUAUCACUUCUAGACUUAUCCAUCACUCCAUACUCGUUGAUUCUUUCUUCCAUAUAUACCCUUCUCCGGCCGGUGAUAUAUCCAUCUAUCCAUGGCUGCCAUCACAAACUUCCUACUCAUAAAGCCAACCCCGGAGUUAGCAUCCAUCCCCAGAAUCACUCCCUUCUCUUACGACCCUUCUGCAACCUUACAGGGUAGUCGUCGGAAAACAAAACUAUCUGCAAAUAAUCUCAAACCAAACAGGCCCUUGUUUGUAGCAAAAGCCAGCGCCGGCGCCGGCGCCGCAGCCAGCGGGGUGAAGAAAGCCAACAAGGAUGAGAGAGUGCAGCAAGUCCACAGCGCGGAGGAGUUCGACGAGGCUCUCCGGCAGGCCGGGAGCCGGCUGGUGGUGGUGGAAUUCGCGGCCAGCACGAGCGUACACUCGAGCAAGAUCUACCCGUUCAUGGUGAACCUGAGCAAGACGUGCAACGACGUGGAUUUUCUCCUGGUGAUGGGCGACGAAUCGGAGAAGACCCGGGAGCUUUGCCGGCGGGAGAAGAUCGAGAAAGUCCCCCACUUCAGCUUCUACAAGAGCAUGGAGAAGAUCCACGAGGAGGAAGGGAUCGGCCCCGAUCAGCUGAUGGGCGACGUGCUCUACUACGGCGACAGCCACUCCGCCGUGGUCCAGCUCCACAGCGGCCGCGACGCCGAGAGCCUCAUCGAGAAGCACCGCAAGGACCGGAAGCUGGUGGUUCUGGACGUGGGGCUCAAGCACUGCGGGCCCUGCGUUAAGGUGUACCCCACGGUGGUUAAGCUGUCGAAGCAGAUGGAGGACACGGUGGUGUUCGCGCGGAUGAACGGCGACGAGAACGAGAGCUGCAUGAAUUUCUUGAGAGAAAUGGAGGUGGUUGAAGUUCCCACGUUUUUGUUCAUCAGAGACGGGUUGAUUGCCGGAAGGUACGUCGGCUCCGGUAAGGGGGAGCUCAUCGGAGAAAUUCUUAGAUACCAAGGCGUUAGGGUGACUUAUUAGAUCAAUUUCAAUUGUAUGUUUACUUUGAUAUGAUAUGAUGAUAUAUAUAUAGUCGUCCUCUACAGGCCGGGAAUAUUGAUGCAAUAAUA